AUGGGCUUGUUUACGGAGCUGCCCGAGGAGCUCCAAGAGGUGGACGUGAUUGUGGCCGGAGGCAAGUCCUUCCCUUCCACCACGUUACCCUCACUGACGACUUUGCAUAGGAGGCACGGCUGGGGCCUGAACAAUUACAACGUGCCCCAAGUCGUCCAGCCCGCCCUCUUCCCACUGAACCUUGACCACAACAGCCAAUACACACUCUUCUGGAAGGGGAAUAGGGCACCACAGCUUGCGGACCGGGAGCCCGUUGUCCCCAGCGGCGGUACUCUUGGUGGCGGGUCAUCGAUAAACUGGAUGGUAUACACUCGGGCUCAGCGAUCUGACCUUGAAUCAUGGAAGACGCCAGGAUGGUCUUCUAAGGAGCUGUUGCCAUUCCUGAAGAAGUUUGAAACUUAUCAUGGCCGGGGUGAAAGGGAGGCGCAUGGCUAUAGUGGCCCCAUUAACGUCUCUAGCGGCACAUUCCGGGCCACUCGUGCCGAGAACGAAUUUAUCGAAGCCGCCGUCAAAAUUGGCUACCCCGAACUGAAGGAUUUGCAGAAUCUCGACAAUAACAACGCCACCGAGCGCUGGCUGCGCUACGUUGGCCCAGACGGACGACGUCAGGAUGCUGCCCACAGGUUCCUUCAUCCAAAGCUGCAGAGCGGGCAUUAUCCAAAUCUACAUGUCCUGACGGAGAACCAAGUUGUGAGGGUUCUCCUCGAUGAUAAAAAGCGAGCCGUCGGGGUCGAGUACAGGCCGAAUCCCAAAUUCCAAGCUGCUGCUCGUGGAAAAGCCCUCCUUACUGCUCGCGCCUCGAAGUUGGUGGUCGUCUCUGCCGGCGCGAAUGCUACGCCACAAAUUCUCGAGCGCUCCGGAAUCGGUGACCCAAAGAUUCUCAAGCGCGCCGGAGUCCCAGUUGUUGAGGACCUGCCUGGUGUGGGGAACGAUUACCAGGAUCACCACCUAACGCUAUACACCUAUCGAACAAGCCUCACGCCAAACGAGACCAUCAACGCCUUUGCCGACGGCCGAUUGAAUGUCCAGGAAGAGAUCAGGAAGAACAAUAAGCAACUGGGCUGGAACUCGAUGGAUGCUUCGGGCAAGUUCCGUCCCACCGAGGCUGAGGUUGAAGCCCUCGGACCCGAGUUCAAGAGAGCCUGGGAUCGAGACUUUAAGAAUGCGCCUGACAGACCCCUGAUGAUCAUUGCCAUGUACUUGAGCUUCUUUGGUGAUCAUUCUACCUUACCGGAUAACUCCGAGUAUGUUUCCAUUGCGAACUGGACGGCAUAUCCCUAUUCGCGCGGCCACAUCCACAUCACAGGACCGAAAAUAUCCGACCCGAUUGACUUCGACGUCGGCUAUUUGAAAGAUGCCAACGAGAUCGACGUCAAGAAGCAUAUCUGGGCGUACAAGACCCAGCGCGAGAUCUUCCGUCGCAUGAACAUCUUCCGCGGCGAGCUAGCGGCAGACCACCCUCGUUUCCCUCCAGGCUCCAAGGCCGCCGUGGUCGAGAAGGCGGAUGGCCCCGUCGCCGACAACGCGAAACGCAUCGAGUACACACCCGAGGACGACAAGGCCAUUGAAGAAAACGUCAGAAAGAUCGUGACGACCACGUGGCACUCUUUGGGGACGUGCAAGAUGGCGCCGAGAGAACAAAAGGGCGUUGUGGAUGCUACCUUGGGUGUGUAUGGUAUUCAGGGUCUGAAGCUGGCGGAUCUGAGCAUCGUACCUGAGAACGUGGGUGCAAACACGAACAACACUGCUUUGCUAGUCGGCGAGAAAGCGGCCGACAUCAUCAUUCGGGAAUUGGGUCUCAGAUCUCGUGGCCGCGAAGCUGAGGGAUACUCGAGAGCGAACCUGAAUAUUGCUCGACUCUGA
Molecule: messenger RNA, 1863 nt
Organism: Cladophialophora psammophila CBS 110553
Lineage: Eukaryota; Fungi; Ascomycota; Eurotiomycetes; Chaetothyriales; Herpotrichiellaceae
Exons: 4
Coding region: 1-1863 (620 amino acids)
Molecular function (GO): flavin adenine dinucleotide binding; oxidoreductase activity, acting on CH-OH group of donors
Source: RefSeq, a predicted model, not a curated record